AUGCUACACCGCUCCGCCCUCGAAGAUGAAUCGAGACCGUUUCACCCAAGACGCCCCUCCGGAUCCCUCAUGGAACCUCCCUCGGCCCCUCCCAAUCGACCUGCCUCUCGUUCUUCUCGCCCAGGAUCUCGUGCUCGAAUGGUGAAGCCGUCGAGGGCCGUAACCCCGACGGGUCUAGGCGUGAUGAGCAGCAGCAGCCCCAUUAAAGAAGGCCUCGGAAGUUUGAACCGUUGGUCGCAGUCUACAACAUCUAGCAAGAGUCCAUCAGAGUAUACAGGGCAUCGCCGAGGUAGCUCAAAGAUGUCCAUGUCCGGUCACAGCCCACAUAGGGGACCGGCACUGGGGGAGCUUCCGGAGUUAAGCCUUCCAGAAAUAAGUACAUCGGAUAUUUUAUCCGCGGACUCGAAACCCCACCUAGACCUUACCUUCACAGCCUCAAGCCAUCUAUUCCAAGCAUCAUCCUCAAAUGACCAAUCUGAAUCAACACCACCUCAUGGCCAAGGUCACAUGUCGCGCCCCAGUGAAGGCGCAGUGUCAUUGGCAGAUGAGGAAGCGGAGGCGGAGAACCGACAGUAUGGCCAAACCCAGAAAGCAAUGUUAUCUAAGGCGCUGCAGAAGGCAAAUACGGCUGUAUUAUUGGAUAAUGCGGCCAACUUUGAGGGCGCAAUGGAAGCCUAUACCGACGCCUGUCAACUGUUACAAUUCGUGAUGCUGCGCAGCAAUGGCGGCGAUGAAGAGAAGCUCAAAUUACAGGAAAUUCGUGAUACCUACAUGAUUCGUAUAACAGAACUCCAGCGCAUGGAUUUUCCCUUACCGGAUGUUGACGGCAAAGCCCUUCCAGAACGCCCUUUAAGCCAAGAAUCAUACAGUGAUAUCUUCCAAUCUUCAGCAACUGGUGUCUCGGGGGAAGAGAGCCAGCACAGCUCCACUCACUCCAAUCUGGGCUUCCAGGUCUCACUAGAAGACGCCAAAUCACUCCCCUCAGAGGCAAUUCCCCCUCGUCGUCAGUCUUUGAGACCUACUGGUUUGGAAGACCAUUCAAGAUCUACAUCCUUGUCGAAAACUUCGCAGUCGGGUCGGUCGACUCCCGGAAACUCGAGCAUCAACUCAGCCUAUCACGGGCAGUUUCUAGAGCCUUCUUUACAGGAGGCGAACGAAUCGACCUCCUGGCUCGAUACCAUUGACGAGUCGGGCGCCUCCUCCCCUUCAUCCGCAAAUUCAAAGGCAUCAUCAGUAUAUCUUCGACGACGCACAAGUCGACGCAUGAGUACGGAUACGGAAGCCGAGUUUGAUGCCGCUCUUGAUGCCGCUGUGGAAGCCGCAUAUGAUGAUGGAUUAGAGCCAGUCAUAGAGUACAACGAGGAAGAAAAUGAUGAUGUUGUUACCAAUGCCCGCAGAAAUAUUGAGCUAGCAAAGCAACGUGUGCGUGAAGCUGAGCGCGAGGCCGAGGAUGCUAUGAUUCGUGGCCGGGAAAUACGUCGCAUCCAGGAGCAAAACAUACUUGAGAAUCCGAUUGCCCGUCAUUCUGACUACCUUGAUGAGGAGGCAGAAGAAGAAGAGCGCCUCCUAGAAGAAAUGACUAAAGGCUAUGUCAUGGACGAUUUUGAAUUUGGUAUACAAUCCAAGUCGGCACUUCCUCGAGAAUCGGACUCUAGCAAUAUGUCCGGAAGGACAUGGGAGAGCUCAGCUGCAUCCAACAUUACAGGCACUGGGGCCACAUUGUCGACUCUUACAGAGGAUGACGAUAUUUUGCAUUCUGAUCAAAGACCCGAACAAACUCCCCUACCGUCCUCCCCUCCGUCUGUCGGUUUACCCUCAAUUCCACCCCAGGGCGCACCUCUACAAAUGCCUCCUCCUCCUCCACCACCACCUCCCGCAAUGGGACCGCCCCCAGUUCCAAGUGUCAGAUCUCGGAGACUGUCAAAGCAGAGUGCCAGCGAAUUAAAAAUCGAAACCAAUACCCAUUCUCGUCAGGACUCGAAUGCCUCUGACCUGGAUUAUUUUGCGACCCCGUUGACGAGCCGACCACCGCCGCCAGUGCCCAAAGAUGAGCCCAUCUCCGACACUUCCAAAUCGACCACUCCAGGAUUUCGAGCCAACCUGCACCCCUCAAAGCGUAAUGUAUCGAUUGGGUCUAUCACAGAUCACAUCAAUCUUGCCAAAACUCGCACCCAGGAAGACGACGAAGCUGGGUUGCCUCCUCUACCAACCUCGGCUCGACCCAUGAACAAAAUACCAUCCGCCCCAGAUGGUCUAGAUAAGUCCGCCUCAAAAGCGUUCAGAUCUCGGAAUGUAUCCGUUCCGAAUCCAGAGACAGCACCUGGUUCUCCGACUACCCCCUGGAGUGGUUCCUUCCCAACGCUAGAUACUCAGAAGGCAACCAUGAGUAGCAAUAUCCCUGUGAUGCCAACGCCAACCGCGGCAUAUUUCACACAAAACGGAUUACCUACGGGGGGUCUUAAUCUUUUUGAUUCUGAUAUCCAUUCCCCUUCGACGCUCGGUCGUCCAAAUUCUCUAAUUUCCAACGCUCCUUUGCCCCUCGAGCCAUGCCCAGAGUCCUUCUUGCUACGUCCGUUUUGGCUGAUGCGGUCCCUUUAUCAGACGAUUACCCACCCGCAUGGUGGAUAUCUGUCCACAAAACUCUUCAUCCCCCGUGAUGUCUGGCGAGUAAAGAAUGUCAAACUCAAGGCUGUUGAGGAUAAGAUAUCUACUUGUGAUCUCUUGACUGCCGCAUUGCUUAAAUUGGCACAAGUCGAUAUGUACGAUGCAGAUGCAGUCUUAGAGGAGAUGCAGUCACUUGAGAGCGUGCUUGAUCAAGCUCAAGCUUCGUUGACCAAGAAAAUGGGUCACGAUGUCGGUGUUCAAACAGCGAUACCGCUUUUCAAGCCGAAUGCCACAGCAGACGAUCCCGCACAUGCUGAUCCUCCCCAUUCCAGAACUUCGGGUACAUCCAACAAGUCGUACCUCCCAACAUGGAAACGGUUACGAGCGAAGACUUCCGGCAUUGGUACAACUUCUGCUCCUGUUCCGAGCGUGCGCGAAAGCAACAAAGAUAAUUUGACACUCAAUUCUCUCCCUAUGACAUCGGGACCUGCCACACAUGCCAAGCGCAACGUCACGCAGCUAGAUUUCUCGGGUCCAAAUUCUCAUUACAUGGGGGCCCUGGCACGCGUUUUCGAUGCCGCUCAAGUGAUAGAUCAAAUUGCGCAGCAAGUGGAAGACCCCGGACUCAAACACUCCUCCCAAACUCAUGUCGGUCUGGAGCUCAGCACUCGGCAUGCAGCUGAAUUCUUUGGCUUCUAUAUUUGCCGCUUCGCACUAGCCGACAUGGGCUUAAUGCUUGAUAAGUUUAUCAAGCGUGGUAGUGAAUGGGUGUUGAUUUGA
Messenger RNA from Penicillium angulare, 3384 nucleotides. RefSeq lists its product as uncharacterized. Lineage: Eukaryota; Fungi; Ascomycota; Eurotiomycetes; Eurotiales; Aspergillaceae. The transcript has 3 exons. The coding region runs from base 1 to 3384 and encodes 1127 amino acids. The record is from RefSeq and is a predicted model, not a curated record.